This is a messenger RNA of Epinephelus moara (kelp grouper), 8453 nucleotides long. It is a transcript of the gene maml3, whose product is annotated as mastermind-like transcriptional coactivator 3. Gene Ontology annotation, biological process: Notch signaling pathway; positive regulation of transcription of Notch receptor target. The record is from RefSeq and is a predicted model, not a curated record. Gene Ontology annotation, cellular component: nuclear speck; nucleoplasm. NCBI's taxonomy places the organism in Eukaryota, Metazoa, Chordata, Actinopteri, Perciformes, Serranidae. Bases 804 to 4325 code for a protein of 1173 amino acids. Gene Ontology annotation, molecular function: transcription coactivator activity. The transcript is spliced from 6 exons.
CUCCUGUCCUGAUAUCACUCCGCUGGCAUGGUGGAGAAGCGGACCUGAUUAUUGUGAUGGUGGCAGGCGGCAGCCAGUGACUACAGACUUCCGCCACUGCUUCCCAUAUCCGCGUUUUGCACCGUCUGGGCUACUAUCGUUGCCUCACAACCGGAUUAUCUAGGGCGCUUGUGCUCUUUCCCCUAACUCAACAACAUCUUCACCGGGAUUUCUUUCAAACCAAAACCAUAUGAGAUGCAAGUUAACUGGGAAACUCCGGAGCCCGUUCGGUUCAGACAGCAAAACUUUUUCUCAAAGGACAACACCGUAAAACGGCGAGUGGACUGUUGCUGCUGCUGCCGCUCCUCCGCGGGACGGUUUGUGUGUAUAUGGCCGUAGAGUGCCUGCUAACGUUUAUACCUUCACGGUAUUGUUGGGUUUUCCAGCGCAGUUGUUAGCAGCGUGGUAGCGGCUUUAUUGUUGAAUUCAGUUCGGGGGUUCCUCUGCUCUCACGCAGGCUGGGUGUUAUCUGUGUUUUGUGGAGCAGUUUGUUUGGAAAGACGGUCACUCGCGAGCCCUUCACCAUAUGACUGCUAGGCUCGAAGACCUUUAAACCUCCCCGAUUGUUGCUCGCGUCGGCGGCUGUUGUAGGUCCGCUGUCCGGCUGCUUUGGACCCUUCAUCGGGUAGGACAGAGAGGGAGAGGACACUAGGUGGUGGAGGUGGAGGAGGAGGUGGCCGGAGGAGGAGGAGAAGGUGGCGGUGGUAGCCGUGAGCUUGACGGGGACAAAAGUUCUUCCAAAAUAGCAGCCACUCGGCCUAGUGAUGGGGGACUUCGCCUCCCCCGCUGCCGGACCCAACGGCAGUAUCUGCAUCAACAACAGCAUGAACCCGGCCGCCGGGAGCGUGGUGCCCGCCGGGGCGGUGGGCAUACCUAAACACAGCACGGUGGUGGAGAGGCUGAGGCAGCGAAUAGAGGGCUGCCGGAGACACCACGUAAACUGUGAGAACAGGUACCAGCAAGCGCACGCCGAGCAGCUGGAGAUAGAGCGGAGAGAGACGGUCAGCCUGUACCAGCGGAGUCUGGAGCAGAGGGCCAAGAAGUCGACCGGCGGCAGCGGCAGCAGCAAGCAGCCGCAGAGCAAGCAGCAGGACCCGGACUCUGCCUCAUCCACGGAACAGAGGAAUAACACGCUCAUAGCGCUCCAGGAGACUGUAAAGAGAAAACUGGACAGCGCACGAUCGCCUCUCAAUGGAGAACAGAAUGGCAUCUGUGAUGGAGGCAGCUACUCACCAACUACCAAACGGGUACGGAAGGAGGGCUCUGGUGGUUUGGAUUCACUAACAGGUCUCCCUAACAACAACAAUAACAACAAUGUACCACCCAUCUCUCCACUACAUCACCAAAUGGACAUUAAACCCUUGCUUGGGGGGCCCAACACUUCCACCGGAAACAACACUACAAACAGCAAUGGCAACCAUGUAGGCCAGGCAUCAGAUGAGCUAGGGAAGAACGGUGGCAGCCAUCUCCCGGACAUGAAGCUGAAUGGCUCGCUGGACCUGGAGGACAGCUUCGGCCUCCUCAAAGACCUGAAACAGGAGCCACUGGAUGACGGAGGUGGGAUGGAGUCCUCUGAUCCCCAGUCUCUGUCCAAUCAAAAUAAACUGUUCUCUGACAUCAACCUCAAUGACCAGGAGUGGCAGGAGCUGAUCGAUGAGCUGGCCAACACCGUGCCAGAGGAUGAUAUGCACGACCUCUUUAAUGAGGACUUUGAGGACAAGAAAGAAGCAGAGUUUGGCAGACUGGCAAACAAUCAGACACCAGGCCCACAAGAAGCAGCUGGGAACACAACGGCACCCGGAGGAGGGGCGGCACCAGCAGCAGCCCUGCCUCCUCCUCCUCAGCCUCCACAGGGAGGCCCACAGGUUCCCAUGGGCUCACCACAGGUCCGACCAUCUUCGUCAGGCCCUCAGUUUGCCACCACUGCCAAUGGAACGCCUCCUCAGCAACCUUUGCAGCAGUCUCCAGCCGUUGCCAUGGCAUCAGGUUCCCCAUUGCACAACUGCGUAGCUCGGUCCCCUCAGACUCCCACCCAGGCUCAGACACAAGCAGUCUCUAGGCCUGGGAAUGGAUACAUUAUGAACCCUGGCCCAGGGGUCAGUCAGGCAGGCACAGGACCUGGAGCUGCUGGAGUUGCCCCUGGAGGUCAGCCUGUAGGACCAGUGACGCCAGAGCUUUCUCCAGCAGAGCAGCUAAAAGCAAUGGCUCAGCAACGUGCUAAACUGCUGCAGCAGAAGCAGCAGCAGCAGCAGCAACAAGCAGCUAACUGGUCCCCUGCAGGCGCUCCAACCAGUCCCUAUAACUCUGGUCCCUUUAACCAAGACAAACCCAACAGCCCUAUGAUGUACCCACCGCAAGCCUUUAACACGCCACAGGGCCCUCUAGUGGCUGGGAUGGCCCCCAACAAUGGGCCCAAAGCCCCCAUGAACAACUACCUCCCUCACAACCACAUGGGCAUGAUGGGCCAGCAACAGCCAAACAGCAUCAACCAGAACACCCUGUCCAAACAACAGCAACAACAACAGCAGCAAACAGCAGCCAUAUUGUCCUAUAACAACACCAAACCACUGAGUCACUUCAGUGGCAGCGGGGUUGAUCACAUAGGUCAGAGGAUGACUCCUCCCAUGGGAGGGAACAAUCAGGUGAAGAACCCCAUGAUGCCCCCCUACAUGGGUGGUGGGGGAGGCGGUGGCCAGGGCGCAGGGCCAGGACAGACCCAGGGGCCAAUUCCAGGCCAGACAGCCCACCUUAGUGAGGAGCAGAAGAGGAUGUUGCUGAUGAAGCAGAAAGUGUUGAACCAGAACAUGCCCUACAGCGCCAUGCAGCCUCAUGGACAGGAACAAGGUGUGGUAGGAAUGUCACGACCUCCAGGCGCCAUCCCGCCUCCUCACCCUGCUGGGGGCGUGGCCUCAGGGGUGGGGCCCAAUCAGGGGUCAGGACCACCUCCGGGCUAUGUGGGCAACCAGCAGCAGGCAGCCAUGAUGAAACAGAUGAUGGCGAUGGAGCAGGAGAAGAGGGUGCAGAUGCAACUGAUGGAGCAACAGAAACAGCAGCUCUUCAGAGAGCAGAGACAGCAGCAGCAGCAGCAACUACUGGCUGAGCAGCUCCAACAGCAGCAGCAUCUCCCCAGACAGAUGGGCCAAGGCCAAAGGAAUCCAUACCCCCAAGUCAAUCAGUACCAAGGUCCUCCUCAGGAUCUAGCAUCCAGAAGCCAGGCUCUUCAGAACAUUCGGGCCGCCCGUCUCCUACAACAGCAGCAGCAGAACCAGCAGCAGAUGGUCCAGAUGAGUUCUGUACAGGGUCAGGGGGGCUCCGUGGGACCCCAAACUGACAUGGGCUUACCCUAUGGCAACCAGGGGUCAAACCAAGGUUCCUUGUAUGGGCUCAAUCCCUCCAUGAGCCAAAUGAUCCACCAGCAGCAGCACCAGAGCCAAAGUGUGCAAGCCUCCAUGGGUCUUCCACCGCAGCACAACCCCGCUGGAGGGCCGCCCCGUCAGGCAGGUGCAGGUCCUGGGGUAGGGGGUAUGCCUGGAGGCCCAGGAGGUGGUGGAGCUGGAGGGUAUGGAGGACAGGGAAUGUUGAUGAACUCCAUGACCCAGCAACCCCUCAAAGGCCCUCCCAAUGCCAAAGCCCAAGCACAGAGACUGCAAAGCAUGCUGGGAGCAGGAGGGGGAGGCGGGGGAAUGACGGCAGGUGGCUGGCCACAGCAGCAAGGACAAAGUCUGCAGGCCAUGGGAGGAGGAGUUGGAAGGACUACAGGAGGAGGGGGAGGAGACAUGGUGGGGUUCAGUUCCACCCAGGGUUAUGGGAUGCAGCCAGGUCAACCUCCGCGCAUGGCCAAGCAACACUUUCAGGGGCCGGGCCAGGGGUUGAGCCAGGGAAUGGACCCCAGAGUGGGCAACCCAGCGGCUGUUAUGGGUGGCCAAAUGAUGGGCCCUCACAUGGGUGGUCAGCCCAGGACCAACCAGCCCCGGCCCAUAGUCAUGAACCAGGGGAUGAACCAGGGGGUGAUGGCCCAGGGGAUGACUGGGAUGGGGGGGUUCGGGCCAGGCCCAGGGGGGCCUGGAAUAGGAGCAGGGGGAGGAGGGAGUGGACCCUAUGGACCAGGGGGUGUAGGUGUUGGAGGUCAGCCACCAGGCUACCAGAGGACAGCUAAUCAGGACAUGUCAUCCUAUGGAUAUGGGGGCGGGCCCUCAGGGGGAGGAGCCUUUGGAUUGGCCGAUGGCACAGGGGCGGAGCUGGACUCAAGCGAUGGUUGGAUGGAGGAGUUUUUCCCAAGCCAAUAGCCAAUGGGGAAACUGGAGAAGAGUUUUUACUGGAUGAACUAAACGUUUAAGUAGGAUAUAUGUUAAAACCUGAGAAAGUAAAACAAACAGGAUGACAUGAAGUAGACUGGCAUGUUUUUGUUUUGUACAACAUGAGCAAGGUUAUAAAGUAGUUUUUGUGUUAUGUUAUGUUUUGUGUGUGUGUGUGUGCGUGUGCGUGUGUGUAUGAGAGAGAUGGAGAGAGCAAUCAUUAUGUCUCGUGCAUAUUAAUGAAAAACCAAUAUAGCGAUUAAGAGUUGUGUUUCAUUAGUUUCCCUUUUUUUCUCCAAGGAAUGAAUAUUUCUCAAGUUUCAGUGUUUGAAAGCGAGCCCCGUUUACACAGCGGCGCCUGAGCUUCAGCAGGGGCUGAUUGAACACCGCAGACUGAUGAAGGGGAAGGAAGACUUGUUCUCAAGACAGCAAUUUAUUUGUGUUUGUGUGUUCGUGCCACCCAGCUCAAUGCUUCAUAUCUCUCAACUAUGUGAGGAGCUGAAGGGAAUAAAAAGCACUCUCAGCGCUCCCAUUUCCUCUCUCAGAUUUCUGCCCCACACACACACGCACACAAAUCUGUCGCCUCCACGGUCUCUCUGUUCUCUUCACUUGAUCUCUCUCUCUCUCUCUCUUUCUCUCACCCACCCCCCCGAGACUCGUUCCUCACUCUCAACACUCCUUUCUCUGUUUAACUUGUGAACAUCACAACAGAACAAAUGAUGUUCCCCUAUUUUCCCACACAAGCGCACUCUGCCCUCUAGUGCUUUUGCUAGGCAACCGACCAUGGUGGCAUUUUUUUUUUUUGGCAGGGGGGGGGUUCAUUUCCUGUGCGUGGCUGUGGAUGACGGGUGUGCAUGCAGGGGAAGACAAAGAGGGAGAAAAUAGGCAGCUAAAGCAAGCACUUGGACUCAAAAGCUCAUGCACACACACACGUAUACAAACCAACAAACAGACAAACAAGCAUCAGCCUGGGAGGAUGAGCGUGUGUGUGAGAGGCAGCUAGCACAGCUAAUAUUACAUUAAACCGUCUGCCUGUGUGACACAAACCACACUGCAUUCAUCAGGCUAACACAAAGCAGAAUGAUCGCUGGGCACUGAAUGUAUCUGAGCACCACAAGUGACUUCUUUUUAGGGGAAAAAAAGCUCAUUGAAUGCCCACCCAACAUGUUUUGUUUGUUGCUGUGUUUUAUCUCUAACAAUGAUGCUGGUUGUGUUUUGUCAAUUAAAAGUAAAAAAAACAAAAAAAAAAAACAAAGUUAGCCUUCUUUUAGUUUGUGUUGUCUUUUGAAAAUCUGUUUGUCCUCCCAUCACAGCACAGCCUUCCCUUCCAUUGUGACACAGCUGGUUGUCAAUCACCGUAGCCCUGCUUUACAUCGUGGCUUCUCUUGUACCGCAGCUAUAAAACACCCUUGCUCCAAACUAGAUCAUAACUGUGCUAUACUGUAACACUACUGUGAAGAAAUACCAGUUGUCCCCUUCCAGAGCUUUACAACGAAAAUGAACCACUGCUAAGCCUUGACUUUGUUUUAUAGACAGUUGAGAAACUUCAGACUGGACUUAAAGGGACAGUUCACCCCAAAAUCAAAAAUACAUAUUUUUUUCUCUUACCUGCAGUGCUGUUUAUCAGUUUAGAUAGUUUUGGUGUGAGCUGAUGAGUGUUGGAGGUAUCCACAGUAGAGAUGUCCGUUUUCUCUCCAACACAAUGGAACAAGAUAGCACUCGGCCUUUGGUGCUCAGAGCACCAAAAGAUACUCAAUUUCAUUUUUCCAGAAAUCAUCACGUGGUUACUCAAGAUAAUCUACAGACCUCGCUGUGAUCAGUUUCAUGUUGGAACUAUUUUCUUCAUACCGAAUUACACCCACCAACUGUGUCAGCGCCCAGAAGAAAGCAUGCCUACAGCUAGCUCACCUAACACCACUGAGCUAAUUGUGCGUCAGCUCUACGACUAGUUGACUCUUCCUCUAUUCAUAUGAACCCAGAAACAACAGCAACUUUUAACGAAGGUAACGUUUCAAAAUUUGGCUCCAUUAUAACUCACAAGGUUCACCAACAAAAGAACUGCCUUGUACUAAACACUUUUCCCCAAAAUACAACAUGCUAACCUUAUUAGCGUGAGCCUAUCACAAUUUACAUUGCAUAAAUUAGCCUAGCAGCUCACAGAGUUUUUCUCUACUCUUAUGAAGCCAGGAUAAAUCACACACAGGACAUAAACUGCCAAUUUCGUAUCUGUAAAAUAAAUGUAAAUAAAAGCAUAGUUUCCACAUGCAUACAAAAAAAAAUAAAAAAUAGAAGUGCUCUGUUACAGUGACGUGCAUUUACAUUUCUGCAGUGGUGCACGUCAGGCUACAAUGUAUAAAUCCUGCUUAAUGUCACAGCUCAGCCGAGGAGGACGCCAUUUAAGUUUACAUCUCGCACUGUCAUGAGCACGAGCCUCUCAUCCAUGAGUAGAUGCACACUUCCUUCUGAACGACACACUGAGUGCUAACUAGAAGGCAGACAUCUCUACGGCAAAUAUCUCGAAAAUUCUGCAACUCACACAAACAAUCUAGACUUAUAAAUAGCACUAUACAUUACAGGAAAAAGAUGUACUUUUGAUUUUGGGGUGAACUGUCCCUUUAAAGGGUGACGACGGUUGGCGCCAGUUAGCGCCAAAACAAUAAGUGCUUCCACUGUCAUCAGUGUCUCCCCCUCUCUGAACUUACUUAAGUAAACUGUGGGCUUUACUCCAGACCUUCUGGCUUUCAUUCAUCAUCAACAAGCUGUCCUCUCUUUUGCCCUAAUGGUUGAGUAAUAAAUAUGUGUCAAAUAGGUUUUAAUACAGUAGUCAUUGGUAAGAUAACACUUUACUUCUCUAACUGUUUUGUAAUCUAGGUUAAGAGGUGAAUGAGAGCGUGUUUGUAUUUGCAUUACUUUGUAUUUAGCUCAUCAGAGUGAAAGUUUGGAGAAUGAUACUGUAAUCAACAAACCAAAAAGCCUUCUUCUUCUCUGUAAACUAACUCCUUGUCAUCAACGCAUUUGAUGCAUUAUCUCAUGGUUGCUGAUGUUGUAUAAUCCAACCCUUUAAAUACAAACUUUAACCACCACGCCCAUCGUCCUGUAAGCAUUGCUGCAUAUGGCAGCACCCACAAAUGAGGUUUUGUUCUUUGGUUGUGUCAUGUUUGGGGGAGCAGAAGUCCUCCGUCUCACUGUGUGGAAUCUGAAGGUCAACAGCAAGCAGAUGUUUAGGGUUGUAGCGUUUCCCGGUUUAUCAGGGGAGAUGGUGAAAUCAAUAAAAACUCUGUGUCAGUGUCUAAAUAAACUCUUGGAUUGUUUGCUCAUGCUUCCAAAACUUUGAUACCGCUCUAGUACUCCAGGCAGGCUCCAAUAAAAGUUCAGUGUCAGACCAGUGAAAUGGAGAUGGUGUGUAGGAAAACACCUGAGUUUUACCGCUCCAAACUGGAGGCGGGAAGGUAGAGAGACACUUGUGGAUCAGUGUUAAGAUCACGGCCUUUGUGACCUUUUUGUCUUCUUCAAAGUAAGGGUUCAUUUUAUGGUUUGAAAUCCCUUCAAGAAGAGAAAGGAAGCUUCCUCCAAAUAUCAUUAUGUACUGGGACCAAGUCUGUAGACAACAUUUUAACAAAAAUUGUUGUUGAUGUUCUUUAUUUUAUUUUAUUUUAUUUUAUUUGUUUGGUUGUUGUUUUUUUACUGGUGCUGACAUAUAUGUGAUUAUGAGAAAAAGUAUAUAAAAGAUAAUGGCUAUUUGUAAAUAUGUUUUUACAGGUUUAAAUACAUCAGAUAAUACAGUCUCUACUCUGUAAAGAAUUUACUGUUUGUUGGAAAAUAGAGAAGUAUUUUUAUUUUGAAGUUUUUUGGUUUCACGUUUAACCCAUCUGAGCUAUGCCAUUGCACUUCAGACAAUGUCUUACUACUAAUUUGUAAUGUAAACCUCUCUUUUUGGAUUUUUUUUUUUUUUUUCAUUUGUUUUUUCUAGUUUGAGAUUUGACUCAGUUCUUAAGCAGUGCUUAUUUCUUUUUAUCCUGUACAGAAUUCUGAAAUGUUAACAAAAGAGAAUUACAAAAGACUUUUUUUUGUUUGUUUUUCAAAAAGAUACAAUAAAGAGAGAAUGUUCUCGCUGAUCAU